Symbiodinium sp. CCMP2592 is the source of this 5157-nucleotide messenger RNA. The record is from the annotation of a GenBank genome assembly. NCBI's taxonomy places the organism in Eukaryota, Dinophyceae, Suessiales, Symbiodiniaceae.
AUGUCAGCUGAUGCCGAGAGUCUUCUGCUGCCUGGGGCCGUGGGAUACCGCGCACCCACUCCUGACACGCCUCGAGGACGUAACGACAACAACAACAACACCACCAGGACACUGAUGGACCUGGAGGAGGGAGAAGAAUUAGGGGGUGACGAUGACAUGAGCUCCACGCAGCCUGGCACGCCUCCCCCGCUAGGAGGGGUCGGAGGACAGGACGAAACCGCAGGUGACUUCAUUGAUCCAAGUGUUCCUACCUUCGACCUGUCGCGCAGUGAUGACGACGAGGUUCAAGAGUCGCAGGAGGUCGUAGUGUCCGUCUCGCGCCAUAUCAACAGGGACUCGCAAGACCGUGCCCACGCUGAACUGAUCGGAUUGCGUGCGGACCUGCACCAGCAGGAAGUCCGCACGGAGGCAGUCGAAGUCCAGGACCUUCAACAGCAGGACCGUGAGCGGAGCCCCAGAGAGGACCGAGACCCUAUGGAGGACUUGGAGCUUGUGAUCGGCGGUUGGAACGAGGCCCGCCGGACGGACGUUGAGCAUCAGGUCAAGCAGAUCUUUCAGCGACUGCAAAUGGAAGACAGGCUCCAUGAGGUCAUAGUUCCGUAUGUUCGAGUGAAUGUCUGCCGUGUUGCUCUGAAGUUUCCUCCUUCUGCCCAGAACAUCCGAGCUCAGCGUGCUUUCCAAACUCACACCCUCGACAAACUCAAGGGAACGAAGUUCAUGUCUGGCAUCACAGGAAGUAAGAACAACGUGAUGUGGAUGACCAAAAACAGAACCCCAGAAGAUCGCAACAAAAUCCGCAGUCUCGUCCAGACGAAGGAGUUUUACAUUCAUGUCAAGUACGGGGACGGGCGCAAACGUGAGACGCCGGAGAUCGACUGGCGAGGACGUGUGUAUGUUGGUAGGGUUCAAGCUCUGGCGGAAGCCUCGCGCCUACCAGCCGAUGCAGACCCUGAGGACAUUUACUUGAGCGACAAUAGGGGCGAUCACACGGGCCGAGUCGUUGACUCGCCGAACAAGGACCCCAGCGCACACCGUUUCACGUUGCAACGUGGAAUGUUCGAGGAAAGAAGCCAUCACUGUCAAGCUGUGGGCUUUCCCACAUACCUCACCCCGCAUGUGGCACACAUUUCAAUACAGACCUGUGGCAUGUGCGUGCAAUUUCGAAUUAAUGGUGUCUCCACCUUUGCUUUGUCAACGCACCUGCCGUACCUGAACAGGCAAGACUCUCAGGACAUCUGGCAGGACCAAAUUCACAGCAUGUGCCGGCUCCUUGGGAACUCCCGGUACCACGACAACAUUUUUGUCAUGGCUGAUUUGAACUACGAGUUGUUCCGCACCACGGCAGAGUCAUCAGAUGAACGUAGCGCACUGCUAAAUUUGUUGGAGCGCGACCUUGGUCUGACGCACACGCUGCCCACGACACACACAUGGAGCAACACAAGAGGGUCAGCCUCGCGCAUAGACUACAUUUUGUACCGUGUUCCUCACCAGGAAACUUGGGACAUGCAAGUCGUUGACGAGUCUGACCGUAUCCUCGACUCGGAUCAUCGCUUGGUUACCUUGUGCGUAGGGGUGUGGAGAGGACGUCGGAAGCGACAGCGCCGGACCACGGUGGAGGCAAUCAUGCGUCUGGUCGCAGAGCGACAGUGGAGCUGUGCGCUCCUCACUGAUUUACGUUUUCCAGAAGAUGGGUUUCGUGAGGUUAUGGUGGGUGGUGCCUCCUGGCUCCUUAUCCACGAGGGUUGGAAGCCAGGCUUUCUCUUGGUCCCGGUAUACGCCCCGCUGGUAUCGAAAACGCAGUUGGAGGAAAGGGAGGCUUUUAGGGAACAGUUGAGUUUGAUCCUUGACCACUCGUCCAGUCGGCGUCGGCUCGUGGUUGGUGGGGAUUUCAACGGUGAAGUGGGGCCUACCAAAGACUCGUCUUGGCGUCACGUUUUGGGACCGUAUGGGGACGAUAGGCGCACGCGUGGCGGGGAGGAGUUGCUGCAGUUUUGUGAACAGGAACACCUUGUGGUAGCAGGCUCCUUCACACCCCAACGCCAUAAAGCUACUUGGUACCACAAUCGGUUUGGCACCGCCCACACACUUGAUCACUUUCUGGUCCGUGGUGUUGACAAGAAAUGGAUCAAGUCGGUCUUUAAUGUGCAUUUUGCUGCCAACCAGCGUUGUAGCAAGACAUCGAGGCAAGGUCGUCCGCGCAAGUUCUCGUCCGCCCCCUGGCUUGAGCAUACGGACCAUGAUCCGGUGGAGCUUAUUAUUCGGGUUGGGAAAGAUUGGGCUGGGGAAGCACAGCGUAGGAGAGAGCGGGCCCCUCGUCCGGAUGUUUUGCGUUUCCUGGGCUGUUCGGAGGAAGCUGCGGCUCUGCGGCGUGAGUAUGCCAAUGUUGUUUCCGAGGAGUUGGAAAGGGUUUCAGGCCAGUUUUUGGAUUGGGACUUGGUGGCCGAGGUCAUGAGGAAGUCUGCGUUCCAGGUCGUUGGUCCCACCCCCCCACGGCACAGAAAACCUUGGUUGCAGGGUAAAGAAUCGGAGCUGCUCGAGCUGGAAACUGCUGUCCAUGUCGCUGAGGAAAACCUUCGGGAGGCUCGUCGACAGGGAUCUUCACAGGUAGAUUCUCUUCUGGACAUUCGUCGUCGUUUCAGUGCUGACCUCCGUAGCGCCAAGCGCCGGUGGGAAGCCUGUUGGUGGAGCGAUCUGGCGGUUAGGGCCAAUCGUGCGGGGGAGGAGGGGGAUGACUAUGCCUUUUGGCAGGUGUGUCGUCAGUUGGGCUUCAGGGAGUCAUGUCGUGCAUAUGGCGGUUCGUUGCGCACUUGCGGUGAUGCUGUCAGGGAAAGGGAGGCCUGGAAGGAUUUUCUGCACAACAUCCAGUCAGGUGAGGGCGAAGUUUCUGAAGAGGUCUGGGAUUUCAUUCCACCCGCCACGGCAGAAAUUUCCGUUUUAGGGGAGGAGCCUACUAGGCAAGAGUUUCGUGACGCGCUGCGCAAAAUGAAGGUGGGCAAACGCGGUGGGGCAGAUGACAUCACGGUGGAGAUGAUUAAGUUUGCGAACUCUGAUCUUCAAGACACGGUUUUUCUGGUGGUCCUUGAUAUGUGGAAUGAUGCUAGGCUCUCGGAUAACGGACACGAGGCUGACAAGUGGUGUCAGUCCUCCAAGGACGGCGUGUGCAUCCCAAUGUACAAAAACAAAGGGUCCAAAGAUGACAAAAACAAUUAUAGGAAUCUGGUCAUGCUCUCAGUUUCAGCCAAAAUUGUGGCCCGCAUUGCUGCCAGCCGUCUGAGCAAGUGGCUGGAAACAUGGAUGCCGGAAGAACAAAAUGGUUUUCGCCCCGGUCGGGGCAUUGAUGAUGUGCAACAGUUUGUUCGUCGGCUGCUUGAGGAGGUCUCGGUCUCUGCCAAGUCUGCGUGUGUGGGAAUGACAUGUUUUGAUAUUGUCCGUGCUUAUACGCGUGUCUGUCGAGUAGCUCUCUGGCAUCUGCUUUCCCGUCUCGGCAUUCCGGACUCUUUUUUGAAAGUGCUUAAAGCAUUGCACAACCACACUUCCUUCAGGGCGUUUGUGCAUAAUGGUUACUCUACCGCCUGGCUCACGGAGCGAGGUCUGCGUGAGGGAUGUCCUUCAUCUCCUGUGUUGUUUUCCAUUUUUCAUCAUGCUAUCAUGCUAACCUUUAGAGGUCGUCGGGCUCGUGCCGCGGAGUCGUCUGGAGGGACACCUGGCAUUACCUGGUCAUACAAGGUUGAUGGGAAACUGGUCAGAUCAGGCCAUGCACGUCAUUCCUCUCGGGGUGUCAAGUCCAGUGUCGUUGGGGACGUGGAAUUUGCCGAUGAUACUGCCUUGUUGGGAUGGGUGGAGGAGCUCCGAGUGGCGGAACAGUUGUUUGUGCAAACAUUGCGUGAUUGGGAGCAGGAGGAACAUCGGGGUAAACGGGAGAAGCUCAUGCUGGUUCCUGGUGGGAGAUUAAUUUGGGAAGUUUUGAAUGAGUUUGAAGCUAAGACCCUCAAACACUUGGGCGCCACUCACUGUGACAAUGCUGACCAGUGGGCAGAAACCAAAAAACGUGUACAGGCUGGUUUCUAUGCUGUUAAGCGGGUGGCUAAGUAUUGGUCUCUGGGUACAAGUCACGGCAGGGGAGCUGGCAUGGGUCUUCAUACUACCAAAAGGCUACGUGUUAUGCGUGCGGUCGUUGAGGGUACGUUGCUGGCUUGCGGCAAAUCUAGGGUGUGGAGUUUGGCACAGGAGCGGAAAGCUAAUCAAGUCAUGGCUCGGGGCAUCCGUCGUUGUUUGGGUGUGGACAGGUAUAACAUGCGUGAGUAUGGUUACUCGGACGAGGCAUUGCGACAGAUGGUGCAGUGGAAUUCCUUCACUACACUAAUGCACAGAAGUAUUCUACUUUGGUUGGGGCAUGUCGCCAGGAUGAAUUGUGAUCGUCUUCCCAAGAUGGCGGUUUUCGGGUGGAUGGAGGGAUUGGAAGAGCAUCGCUCGGCUCGCUACACCUUCCCAAGUUGGGUACAAUGGCUGCUGUCCAAAUACAACAUCUCGGUUAUGGCCCCUUCAGCAGACCCACCUUCUGAAUUUACCAGUUGGCGUUUGUUCACGGAUGGAGCAGGUCCCAGUCCGGGAGCUCCUUUUGCAGGUUGGGGAGUGGCCAUUUGGGAGGCUUCUGCUUCGCUCGAACCCAGUUUUGAACUUUUCGGCCCGGUCUGUCUUUCCCCCCACGACAAGCGUUUUAUGGGUGCGAUAGUGGCAACGAACAAUGUUGGAGAACUUAGUGCCAUGGUAGAGGCGCUCCUGUGGUUGGAAUCCGAGGCCCCGGGCCCCAGUGAUUUGCCCGCUACCAUCUUCUACGAUUCCUCCUAUGCCUUCAAUGCCAUCACUGGAACUGGUGAGCCAGUUGAAAACUCUGACUUAGUUAGGUACGCUCGAACCGUUUUUGCAAGAGUGGCGGCUGUGAGACUAGUGCAGUUUUCCUAUGUUAAAGGUCAUUCGGGAAAUGUUGGCAACGACAAGGCGGACGAACUUGCCGGUCUGGGUGUCACGAGGCACAUUGUAAGGUGGAGGCUGCGGCUCCUGCCAACAUUCCGUGUCGACAUCUUUGUGGUAAAGUUUUUGUGUGGAAGCACGCUGUUCUCCAGCCCGGUAAACACACCCAUCAUGCGCGAGAAAUAA